GUUUAUUGGAACAGUAGGACACUCAUGGAGAUUCCAGUGACUCGUGCCUUGGUUCUCCUGCUGUUUUUUGCUGGGGCGUGCUUUGUAAAGGCCCUCAAUGAAGCCUCUAAUGCAGACACCUCCAAGGGUGAUGCCAGUCACAAAAAGCCGUCUCGAGCAUCAGAGAAUAAGCCGAGCCGCUGUUCCUACACCUUCAUCGUACCUCAGCAGAAGUUAACAGGGGCACUUUGCGUGAGCACCGAGACGGCCCGUGUCAACCGCUCUGAGAUGACAUCCCUGCGCGCGCUGCUGGACCGGCAGCAGGAACAGCUGGAUACAAUGCGUGGGCAGCUGGAGAAGGAAGGCGCACUGGCCAAUGAGAUGAGAGUCCUGCGCCGGGAGAGCGUCAGCAUGAACGCCCGCAUCACCCAACUCUACGCCCAACUGCUGAACGAGAUCAUCCAGAAGAAGGAUCAUGCCUUGGAGCAACGGCGGCUCGAGAGUUUGGUGCUUAACGCAACAUCCCAGGCGCUUCAGGUGUCCAGCAGUUACAGAGACCUGGAAAAGAAGUAUGACACACUCACUUCUCUAGUGAGCAACCAGAGCCAGCUAAUCUCACAUCUGGAGAAACAGUGCCAGCUCAAGAAUCCCGCUAAAACACUGCAGGAAGCCACACCACUUCCGGUUCAACAGACAAGUAGUUUGUUGAGUGAGAACACAGAGACUAAAGAAGUUGCCAGCAAUGUCCAAAGAGACCAAAGUGUCCAUUUGCACCAGGAACAGAGUCCUCAAGAACUGCUGGAGACGUUCGAUGACUCUCCCAGUCCACCAACUGACACACCUUUCAUCAGUUACCCUGUGACUAAAUCUCCAGGGCCGUGGCAUGACUGUCAUCACGUGCUGGAGUCCGGAGAGAAGAGCAGCGGCAUCUACCUGCUGCGACCACGCAACACUAACCGUCUGCUGCAGGCCUGGUGUGACCAGAGCAGAGCUCAAGGUGGCUGGACCGUCAUCCAGAGGAGACAGGAUGGCUCGGUCAACUUCUUCAGAACCUGGGAUCAGUACAAGCAAGGCUUUGGGAAUCUGGAUGGAGAAUACUGGCUGGGUUUGGAGCACCUGUACUGGCUCACCUCUCAGGCCAAGUACAAGCUGCGAGUAGCUAUGGAAGACUGGCAAGGACGACAGGUGUUUGCGGAGUACGACAGCUUCCAGGUGGAAGCGGAGACCGACUGGUAUCGUCUACGAUUAGGCAGUUACCAAGGCAGUGCAGGAGACUCCCUCUCAUGGCACAACAAUAAAGCGUUCACUACUCUGGACCGCGAUAAGGAUGCCUACUCGGGUAACUGCGCUCAUUACCAGAAGGGCGGUUGGUGGUACCACAUGUGUGCCCACUCAAACCUGAACGGUGUGUGGUACAGAGGCGGCCAUUACAGAAGUCGAUACCAGGAUGGCGUUUACUGGGCGGAGUUCCACGGAGGCUCGUACGCCCUAAAGAAAGUGGCCAUGAUGAUCAAACCUGCCUAAGCUGAACUGAAACAACUCAGAUGACAGAAAGAGUGCUACUACCUUUUCACAAAGAUGUGACAAUGAGCACUAAAUGAGCUUCA
This is a messenger RNA of Rhinichthys klamathensis goyatoka, 1586 nucleotides long. It is a transcript of the gene angptl6, whose product is annotated as angiopoietin-like 6. The transcript is spliced from 6 exons. The record is from RefSeq and is a predicted model, not a curated record. NCBI's taxonomy places the organism in Eukaryota, Metazoa, Chordata, Actinopteri, Cypriniformes, Leuciscidae. The coding region runs from base 25 to 1503 and encodes 492 amino acids.